Messenger RNA from Scomber scombrus (Atlantic mackerel), 5528 nucleotides. Its product is annotated as centrosomal protein of 128 kDa-like. Bases 481 to 3765 code for a protein of 1094 amino acids. The transcript is spliced from 23 exons. NCBI's taxonomy places the organism in Eukaryota, Metazoa, Chordata, Actinopteri, Scombriformes, Scombridae. The record is from RefSeq and is a predicted model, not a curated record.
GGUUGCUCUUCUGUUAGCUUUUCACCUGCAAAGCGACAAACCAACAGCUCUCAUUGUAACGCACUUACAGCGGUGGCAUGUUUUUCCGUUGUUGCUACCGGACUUAUGCGGUGUUUAGUAGUUUUUACGGUAUUAUCACUCAAAAUUAGUUAGCUAGCGUCGGGUUAGCCACCUGUUGCUAACCUGGAGGAUCAUCACCCAGGACGGUGAUUUAUUGGGAAGAGGACACUUUGAUUUGUAGUGUUUUACUAGUCGGAUAGCUUUCUUUCUCCACCGGUUGUCAGGGCAACGAUGACCAAACUCAUUCAUGUGGUUGCUAUGACAAAAUUAUCCAUUUAUUUGUUCGUUAAUCUGAUUACCUCCACAGUUUAUAGUUAGCGUUUUCCCCACCAGACGAAGCUAGUGCUUGUCACUAAUCAUAAGAUUUGCUUCGUCAGUCAGUUUUAGUAGUUUUGUAGCCCCCCCUCGCCCCCCUACCCAAUGUCACUAAGUAUGGACACAUCCAGUGAGUCGGAUUCUUACGACAGGGUGCGGGGUCAUAGGCCUAGGGGGGGUCGUGAAGCCCACCGUAGACCUGGACGGGACAGGGGCAGAGGAGGCAGUGGAGGAGGUGAUGGCCGAGCAGCAGCAGCAGGAGGAGCAGACAUGUCCGAGAAGAUCAGCACACUGGCGAGCACUUUGCAGGACACCAGUAAGAACUUGACCAAAGUGGACCGGAUGCUGGGUCAGUACAGGGAUCAUACAGAUGAUCAGGCUGAUGCCAUGGCGUUGCUUAGAGAUAACCUGGAGCAGUCGAUCAGUCAGCUGCAGUCGCACAGGCUGGGCAGAGUCAAUGGCGCUCGAAGUGCCUCAGCCUCCACCCUUCACACCAGUGACCUGGAAGGCGGCUCGGGAUCAGAUGGCCAGCGUUUCUACCCUACUUCUCCACUGAGGGACUAUGCAGACACUCCAGCAAGGCGAAGAAGGUCACAGUCUGCCGGGGUUCGCUUCAAGGAUGCCAGCCUGACAGGAGAGGAAAUUCACACUAUGCACCGGUCCUUGAGGGAUCUGCAUUGUGACCAGCAGAGACUUUCAGGUGACCUGGAUAGAGAAAUCCUCAGGAGGAACAGGUCGGAUAUUGACACCAGGAAAGCGAUGGAGAGCCUCACUGAGCACAUGACAACUUUCCCGAGACAGGACCCAGUGUCAUCUCGUGUGGAGCGGCGUCUGCAGGAGCUGGAGAGAGAGAUGCACACUGAGGAAAGGAGCACGGAGAGAGAGAGAAGGCCUGAUCAGCGGGUGGCCAUGUCUGACGAGCUGCAGGAGACUUCAGGGAGACGCAGAGUCCAACACCAUGAGACAGAGGAGGCCACAACUACCAGACUACUGAAAGCAGACAGAGAGAAGUCCAAGAUGGAGCAGGAGCUGGAAAGAGCUAGGAGACUACUAGAACAGUCAGAGGACAACAGACAAGCCCUCUUUCAUCAGGUGGAGGACAUGCGCGAUGAGCUGCUGAGGAUGAGGAAGGAGAAGACUGAGCUUCAGAGGGCCCGGCUGGAGACUUCGCAGCCCGCUGCUCAGCCACAUGGCAACCACACCGACAGGGAGGAGAGAAGAAAUGGACUGCGAGGGCCAGAUCGUUCAGACCUGGAAAGAGAGGUGGCGGAGCUGCGAGUUCAGCUGUGUAAGGCCUCAGUCCAAAGUGAGGUGGAAGAACUGAAGAGCACUCUGGACCGCAAGGAGAAGGAGAGAGUCCAACUCAGCUUACAGGUGGAGGAAUUGUCAUCAGAUCUGGCACGGCGGGAGCAGCAGCAGCUACGAAUGCUGGAACAGUUGAGGGAGAUACAGAGCCGAGGGCAGGCAGAGAGGAGAGAGACGGAGGCGUUACUCCAAGAGAGCAAGAGGAGCAGAGAUGAAUUGAAGACCAGGGCCCAGGAGGCUGUGCGCCAGUGGAGGGCAAAGUGCAAGAGACUGCAGAAGGAGCUGGAGGAAGAGAGAGCCCAGGCUCACUUCCAUACUGACAAGGCCUCGCAGGCAGCCAGGGAAAAAGAGAGCUCUCAGGCCCAGCUGAAGGCGCUGAGCCAGCAGACUGAGGCAGCCCGCAGGGAGCUCGCUGAAAUCCUAGCCCGUUUUGCCCAGCGCGAAGAAGAGCUCCACCGCAAGGACGUGGAGCUGUCCGAGACCCGCCAACGCCAGUUGUCACUGGAGCAGGAAAUCCGGGAGGUGAGGGAGGCCUCAGCUACCCUGGAGGAGGAAAAUCGACGUCAGGUAGCCAUCAAGGCAAGACUGAAGGAAGACAAUCAGAGGCUGGAGGAACAAGCUGACACCCAAGCCCGUCGCUGUCAGAGAGAGCAGAACACGCAGACUGAGGUUCAAGCCACCCUGAAGCAGAUGACCUCAGCCCACGCCCAGCUAACCCAGCAGUUGGCUGAGGAGGAGAAGUCUAAAAAGGAGCUCAAGAGGAGCUCCUCUGAACUACAGACCAAGCUUACAGUGGUUCAGGAGGAGCGGGCCUCGCUGGGGAAACAGCUGCAGCUCGAGAGAGAGGUGCAUCAGAAGGAACUGGUCAACAUGAAGGCAAUGAUGGAGGACAGUAGGACUAAGAAGGACCGCGAAAUGCAGGGCAUGCUCAAGCUCUGCUGUCAGGAACGGGAUGAAAUCCAGGCACACCUGAAGCAGGUUAAAGCAGAUGCAGCGUCAGACAAGGAGCUGUGUGGGGCUCUGCGCAUCAAGUUGGACAGAAUGAAAGAUGAGUGUGAUAAGCUAGCAGCACAGCUGAGCACAAAAGAGGAGGCACAUGCAGUUCUCCACAGAAAGUACCAGCUACUCAAACAGGAACUGGAUGACAAAGUCAGGUCAGGUGAGCGGAGACGUGCUUCGGAGUCAGAGCUCGUUAAGCUGGAGGACAAGGUGUUGCGGAUGGAGGCAGAACAAGAGGCAGUUCUUACCUCCAUGGGUGAGGAACUCGAUGCAGCCUGCCGCAGCUUGGCUAGGAACGGUGAAGACAAAUUACAGGCGAUCUCCCAGAAACCCGGAUUAGUAAAAGACCCCCACCGCUGGCUAGCUGAGACAAAGACCAAACUACGCUGGCUGUGCGAGGAGGUGCGGGAGCGCGACACGAGAGAACAGAGCCUGAGGAAGCAACAUCAGCAGACCAGAGAUCAGUUGAAGGCCCUCAGGCAGAGCCGGGACACAGAACAGGCGGCUCUCCUGCGGCGCCUGGACCAACAGGAGAAGCUGCUGCACUCCCUCAGCACUGAAAAGAAAGAGCUGCUGGAGAGGACUCGCAGGAAGGAGGAAGAAAUGAGGAGCCUUCAGGACCGCGUUUUGGAUCUGGAGAUGAACACCAGAGUAGCCUUGGACCACUUGGAGUCAAUCCCAGAGAAACAGUGUCUUAUGGAGAACUUCAAAGAUUUGGAGGACUCACAGCGGCAGAAGGAGUUGGUCGAGCAGCGCUACAGCAAAUACAAAGAAAUCGUCUGGGGCCUGCAGCACCAGCUGGAUGAGUCCAAAUGCAAAAUUCAAGAGUACAGAGUACGACACACACAGACAGACUGUAGCAAUUCUGUACUCUCACAAAAUGAGCUUUAUAAUGCCUUAAAAGAGCCUGUGCUCCAAAACAACAACCCACCCCUUUUUCUAUUUCAGUCUCUAAUUGCACUGCUUUGUUCAAACAGCAGCCGUUUGGAUAAGGAUAGCCUGACUUUGAGAGCCAUUUAUGAGUCUAGCUCGCCCACAUCGGUGCCAGUGUGUGCACUACACCUCAUUUGCAACUUGUAUGAAUAAAUGAAUAAUUUCACAUGCUGGUAAUGCAUCAUGGAUGGACAGAGUGGGACAAGCUCGAGCAACGGGCACAAAUGUACACUCUAACAAAACCUGAAAUUUACCAGUCACAUUUAAUUGCUACAGUCAUUUUCUCUCCUAUAAAGCAGCCGAGGGAGUCAUCAAGACAUCAUUGUUGACAGCUGAUUGCUAUCAGCAGUUUGCAAGCUCCCCUAAACAGCCAUACAGUCACUUUUUUAAUGGUUUUAAUCUGCCAGAUUACCCCGUUGGUUUGCCAAAUGACUCCCUUGCUGAGUGAUAAGUAGUAAUUGCAUUAGCUUAAUAACAGCUGCCCACCCGGGGUUUGUUUAAGGAAAAAGGAUUCAUGGGGAGACUUCAAAAGACUUCUAUCUUGACCAAAGUUUGCACCAACAAACAGCUUCUACGUCAAAUGUAAAAGGGAAACAGCGGUUAUUAAAGCUCUGCUCAGCCAACGUUAAUUUUAGGGUCGGUGCUGACUUGGCGGUGCUUGCAACUGAAUCACAAAAUAUAUGGAGAUAUCUGAUCAGCAUGGGACACUUUAGCCUGCAUGUUUACAGGGAAAUAAAUGUGUUUAAGAGCAGCUCAAAUCACUCACUUCCCAAACGGAGGAUUGUAUAAUUUUGUAAAACCGUCGGGAUCCAACACUUGUCCAUACAAGCACUUUGGGGACAGCCAAUUUUUGACCCUUCUUAUUACUGUAAGAUAUAUCCUAUACAGAGCUGUUCACACUCGGGUGCACCGCAGGAUGGAAAUUAUAUACAGUGGAAUUAAAACAUGCCAGGACUACAGUCUCAUUCUCAGAUGUCGGUUACACUUUGGACUAAGAGACUAAUGUAAUAUCCCAUCAACUAGUGAAUGGAUUGAUGUGAAAUUUGAUUCUGAAUUUUUCCAUCUUGAGUUCAACUGUUAUCAAACAGCUGAAGAUGGAAUCUGUCAUUGUUACUAAUGAGUAGGGCUGGGUAUCAGUACUCAAAACCAUUAAAGGUAUCGACAGAAAUAAAUCUAGACCAAGUAGUAUCGGAACAUCUCCCGUCAAACGAUACCUGCAAUCAAUUGUUUUUGCACUCAGAGCUAGAAAAUAUGACUAUUUGUACGGUCCUGCUCACAGUCAAUCAAUGCAAACGUUCUUCGAUGUAAUGCGACAUGUGAUCGCAGCUACAACCUGUCCGUGGUGGUGAAGUCGCGGUGAAUUAAGUUAGCGUGCUUAGUAGUUCAGCAGCCAAGAUGCCACCUAAACGCUCUAAAGUGUGGCUACACUACACACCUGUUACACCGGAUAAAAGCAAGUGUACUAAAUGUGUAAAUGAGUAUCAAAUGAAGUACCAAAUUGGUAUCAGUAUCACUUUAUGGGUACCUGAAUUGGUGCUAGUAUCAUAAUUUGUUAAACAAUACCCGGCCCUACUAAUGAGUCUAGUUUACUCACUGUGUGAAUCAUCAUCUUUACAAUUUAAGCUUUUAGUUUGAGCAUUUCCAUUUUACAUUUUAAACUUCACAUUUUUCAUUACCACUUUACAUUUUCAAAUUAUUAUUUUACAUUAAAUUUACUUUUUCAAUUUCUUUUUUUAGUUUAAUUAUGACCUGAUUAUUCCUAGUAGAGUAGUAAAAUAGUCAUCUUUUUUAAAUCAUGUCAGUAUCUCUUUUAAUUUUCUAUUUGGACUUUUUCAAUUUUAAUUGUGACUAAAAAUAUCCUCCAUACUUUACAGCCUCACACAGAGUUGCUAGCCCGGCUGUAGGCUUUUAGUGGU